AUGUUGAAAACACACAAUCGCCAAAUGGGAGGUUUGGCUUUGACCACAGUGGCCUGCCUACUUUGCUGCAUCUCAAUGGGGCUCCCUCAGUGGCGAGUGUGGUACUAUGAAGACCCUAUGAUUUCCAAGCCUACAAUGGCUUUUGUGGGUAUAUGGAAAGCCUGUGUUCUCCACAAUGGCAACAACUCCGGCAACAUGAGAGUAUGUCACCAAUACAACUACCGUGACUCCUUCAUUCCAUUGUACAUUCGCAUAAAUCAGCACCUGCUGCUGGUGGCUAGCUUUCUGGGGCUCUUUGGGAAAAUUACCACCAUUAUUGCUUUUUGUAGUCGGUGUAUGGGAAGAGUGUGGAGGAAUGCCACCUGCAAUCCAUUCAGCCUUUCGGGGAUUCUGAACAUCAUUGCUAGCAGCUUUCUUUACCUUGCUGUUUUGCUCAAUUACAUAUCCACCAUGCGUAAAUGGGGGAUUGCCUUUCCACCAUCUUUCAAUAUGCCUUCUCACCCAGAUACUCAGAAGAUUGGUAGUGCCAUGGUUCUGGCAACUAUAGCUGCAAUUUUCUUUCUAAUAAGUGGCACAAUUUGCCUUUCUUCAAAUUUAGCCAUUGGCAAAACACCCCAUUCUAAAAUUUAA
Arvicola amphibius (Eurasian water vole) is the source of this 630-nucleotide messenger RNA. RefSeq names its product claudin-34-like. Gene Ontology annotation, molecular function: structural molecule activity. The transcript has a single exon. Gene Ontology annotation, biological process: bicellular tight junction assembly; cell adhesion. Gene Ontology annotation, cellular component: bicellular tight junction; plasma membrane. Bases 1 to 630 code for a protein of 209 amino acids. NCBI's taxonomy places the organism in Eukaryota, Metazoa, Chordata, Mammalia, Rodentia, Cricetidae. The record is from RefSeq and is a predicted model, not a curated record.